AUGAAGGAGGAGGUGGAGGUUGAGAUAAAUGUGAAGGUGAAGGUCGAAAUAAAGGUGGACAAGGUGGAGGCUGAGAUGAAGGAGGAGAUAGAGAUGGAGGUUGAGAUAGAUGUGAAGGUGAAGGUCGAAAUAGAGGUGGACAAGGUUGAGGCUGAGUUGAAGGAGGAGGUGGAGGUUGAGAUAGAUGUGAAGGUGAAGGUCGAAAUAAAAGUGGACAAGGUCGAGGUUGACAUAAAGGAGGAGGUGGAGGUUGAGAUAGAUGUGAAGGUGAAGGUCGGGGUGAACAAGGUGGAGGUUGAGAUGAAGGAGGAGGUGGAGGUUGAGAUAGAUGGGAAGGUGAAGGUGGAGGUGGAGGUUGAGAUGAAGGUGGAGGUCGAGAUAAAUUUGGAAAUGGAGGUCGAAAUGGUGAUCGAAAUGAAGGUAGAGGCCGAGUUAUUUGCUUGGAAUAAGUUUCAAGCUCAGUUAUGGGCUUCCAUAUGGGUUCAGGAAGAGUUCUCAAAGCUAUUGGGAGAAGACAUUCCAUAA
Molecule: messenger RNA, 525 nt
Organism: Sphenostylis stenocarpa
Lineage: Eukaryota; Viridiplantae; Streptophyta; Magnoliopsida; Fabales; Fabaceae
Source: the annotation of a GenBank genome assembly